AUGAAACUUCAGCUCGCCUCCACGGCGCUUCUCUCGUCCGCCACCCUGCUGCUUCUCUCCAUCGGCCCCUUAUGCACGGCUGCGGACGCCAGCGAGGCCGAGAACAUCAAGGUUGAAUCUGCCGCGAAUCAAAAUGGGCCUGACGUCGCCUCCGACCUGUCUGGCACCCUGAGCUCUCCUAUUGAGGUGGUCCACGAAGUUGUUGUCACUCUGGAGCAGUUCGCCGGAGAGCCCAACACGCCUCGCCAUGUAGAGGCCAAGAAGAAGCUGAUGGGCAACAUGGCCCGGGAUGCUGGUACCUGGAACAAGAAUCAUCCCCGACAUCGCCUUCUCGAUGCUCUUUACGGAUUCAGCAAGUACCAUGAGCGUCAGAAGGUUGAGCUUGAUCGGUUCGAAGGCUUUUACAAGCAUGUCACCAAGGCUCAGCGAGCUUUACUUGAAAAAGAACUUCAGUACUCCAAGAAGUUUGCCCGCUUUGAUACUCUCCUCACCAAGAACCAGGACCUUUGCAACCGUAUUGUCCAGAAUGCCAUGGGGUAUUACGAAAUCAGCCAGGACGAGUUCCAGAAGCAUGCCAAAGAAAUUGAGGCUUCCGGAAAGACUGCCGACCGGAUCUCUGUCUCUCAGGCUCUGAAGCAUUAUGUCCGUGACUGGACUGAGGAGGGUGCUUCCGAGAGGAAUGGGCCCUUUUCUUGUCUGAUCAAGACCCUGGAAGGUUUCUUCCCUGAGCGAGAUGGAGCUGCUCCUAUCAAGGCAUUGGUUCCAGGAUCUGGUCUUGGCAGGCUGGGCCAUGAUAUUGCUAGACUCGGAGGCUUCGAAGUGACCAUGAACGAGUGGUCCAUGUACAUGAACCUCGCCUAUCGCCUCGUCGAAGCCAACAGAGCCCGCAACUCCAUGUCCUGGCACCCUUUUGUCGAGGGCUGGUCACACCAUGUUUCCGAAGCAGACAUGACACGGGAACUUCUCUUCCCCGAUGUUGGCGUCAACGCUAGCUCUGUGGUCCUCGUCGAGGGUGACUUUACCACCGCUUUUAUUGGCAAGAGGGGCAAGUUCGACGUCCUUGUCACAUACUUUUUCAUCGAUACGGCCCGAAACCUCAUGAGUUACCUCGACACAAUCAAGAGGGUGCUCAAGCCUGGCGGUCACUGGAUCAACCUUGGUCCUCUCCUCUACGGAUCUGGCCCAUACGUGCAGCUGUCACUGGACGAGGUGCUAAGGAUAACUGAGGUCAUGGGCUUUGAGUACCUCGACACGGAGGAGUCUUGCGGACCUCUGACAUUGCCAGAGAGAAAGGUCAGGAGCAUGGAGGCUGUCUACGGAUUCAACAACAAGGCCUUGACCAAGAGCGCGUACAAUGCGCAGUUUUGGGUUGCCAAGAGGUCUAUGAAGGACUAA
Fusarium keratoplasticum is the source of this 1395-nucleotide messenger RNA. RefSeq lists its product as uncharacterized. Gene Ontology annotation, molecular function: S-adenosylmethionine-dependent methyltransferase activity. The coding region runs from base 1 to 1395 and encodes 464 amino acids. The transcript is spliced from 4 exons. The record is from RefSeq and is a predicted model, not a curated record. Lineage: Eukaryota; Fungi; Ascomycota; Sordariomycetes; Hypocreales; Nectriaceae.